CAGCGCGUCGAGUCGCGUCAUAGCGGCGGAGGCGGGUUUCCUCUGGAAGGGGCCGGCUUUACGCGCAGGCGACCAUUCAAAAGCAACAGAGGGAAAGCUGCUGCGUGUCCAUCACUCCGCCGAGGCAUCGACCAUUCAACGCACUGGUUGCCCACCAAAUAGCCCCCUCGCAGAGAAAAGAUGGCCCCGAUCUGCGUCAAGACCGUUCUGAUCAGCGAGAGCGUGGAUCCGCGCUGCCGGGCGAUCCUGGAGGAGAACGGCAUCCGAGUGACGGAGAAGCAGAACAUGACAAAGGAUGCGUUGAUCGCGGAGAUCCGGGACUACGACGGCCUCGUGGUCAGGUCCGCAACCAAGGUGACGGCGGAGGUGAUCCACGCGGCACAGAACCUCAAAAUCAUCGGCAGAGCGGGCACCGGCGUGGACAACGUGGACGUGGACGCCGCCACCCGGAAGGGCAUCAUCGUGAUGAACACGCCGAGCGGCAACACCAUCAGCGCCGCCGAGCUGACGUGCGCCCUGCUGAUGAGCCUCUCCAGAAAUGUGCCGCAGGCCGCGAUGUCGAUGAAGCAGGGCAACUGGGACCGCAAGAAGUUCAUGGGGGCAGAGCUGUACGGGAAAGUGCUCGGAAUACUCGGACUCGGACGGAUAGGAAAAGAAGUGGCGUCCAGGAUGCAGUCGUUUGGCAUGAAGACUAUUGGCUAUGACCCAAUCACCCCGCCUGAAGUGUCUGCCAGCUGGGGGGUGGAGCAGAUGCAGCUGGAGGAGCUGUGGCCUCAGUGUGACUACAUCACUGUCCACACUCCCCUCAUGCCGUCUACCGUCGGUCUUCUCAACGACGAGUCCUUCGCCAAAUGCAAGAGAGGAGUGAAGGUGGUGAACUGCGCCCGGGGGGGCAUCAUUGACGAGGACGCCCUCCUCAGAGCGCUGGAGUCGGGACAGUGCGGAGGAGCGGGACUGGACGUCUUCGUUGAGGAGCCGCCCACGAAUCGCUCGCUGGUGGACCAUCCGAACGUCAUUAGCUGCCCCCACCUGGGAGCCAGCACCAAGGAGGCGCAGGCGCGGUGCGGGGAGGACAUCGCCCUCCAGGUGGUGGAUAUGGUGAAGGGGAAGAACCUGGUCGGAGCGGUUAACGCGCAGGUUCUGGCCAACGCGUUCUGCCAGGAGUCCCACCAGUUGAUCAAACUGGGAGAGGCGGUGGGCGCUGUACUGAAAUCAUGCGCCGCUGGAAAGGGACCACUGAGCCAGGUCCAAAUCACCACUCAAGGCGACGCCAUGAAGUCCUCCACUGGCUACGUGACCUCCGCGGUGCUGGUGGGGCUGCUGGAUAACAAAUCCGGCUCCUGCCCCAACCUGGUGAACGUGCUGAGCCUGGCCCAGGAGUCCGGGAUCACGGUGAACCAGGCCCACGGCGCGUCCGACGCGGCCGCCGGCGCCGCGUGCCGGGUGGAGGUCGUGGCCGCCGACGGCGGGCGCUACCGGGCCGCCGGGGCGGUUCAGGGCGGCGCGCCCGUGCUGCUGGAGCUGAGCGGCAGCGCCUUCCGGCAGCCGGUGUCGCUCACGGGGAAUCUGCUGUUCUUCAAGGCCUCCGCCUGCCCUCAGCUCCUGUCCUCAGUGGCCGGUCUUCUGGCCACAGAGGGAGCGGAGAUCGAGUCCUUCACCUCUCCCAUAGACCGCACUGGAGAGCUGUGGUACUGUGUGGGGCUGUCGUCCCCCCUGCGAGACCUCGGUGCCUUGAAGACUUUGGUUAAGGACGCAGCACAAGUCGCCCUUUGAAAGACAAAAGCAGCUGCACAGACACCCAACAUGAAGAAACCUUAACGUCGUCAAGUCUUAUAAUAAUGCUCUUAGAGUUUACAGCUAACAACUCUAGACGUCACUUGAACACUUGAAGCUUCAAACUUGUAUUUUGAUAACGUUCCUGCUAAACGAGACGUUUCCGUGUCGCGUACUGUUCGGUUUUGCUGUUUGACGUGGAUUUAGAAUAAAACGCACAAAAAAGCAACGUGUAACAUUUUAA
Molecule: messenger RNA, 2017 nt
Organism: Betta splendens (Siamese fighting fish)
Lineage: Eukaryota; Metazoa; Chordata; Actinopteri; Anabantiformes; Osphronemidae
Gene: phgdh
Product: phosphoglycerate dehydrogenase
Exons: 11
Coding region: 181-1773 (530 amino acids)
Biological process (GO): L-serine biosynthetic process
Molecular function (GO): NAD binding; phosphoglycerate dehydrogenase activity
Source: RefSeq, a predicted model, not a curated record